Dendronephthya gigantea is the source of this 1905-nucleotide messenger RNA. Its product is annotated as probable 18S rRNA (guanine-N(7))-methyltransferase. Gene Ontology annotation, biological process: rRNA (guanine-N7)-methylation. Lineage: Eukaryota; Metazoa; Cnidaria; Anthozoa; Malacalcyonacea; Nephtheidae. Gene Ontology annotation, molecular function: rRNA (guanine) methyltransferase activity. Gene Ontology annotation, cellular component: nucleolus. The transcript has a single exon. The coding region runs from base 2 to 847 and encodes 281 amino acids. The record is from RefSeq and is a predicted model, not a curated record.
UAUGGCGUCCAAACGGCCAGAAAAUCGUGGUCCUCCAGAACUGUUUUAUAACGAAGAUGAGGCAAGAAAGUACACUUGUAACUCAAGAAUGAUUGAAAUUCAAGUAUCUCUCGCUGAAAGGGCUUUAGAAUUGCUUGGUAUGAACGAUGAUGAACCUAGAUUGCUGCUUGAUAUAGGUUGUGGUUCUGGCCUCAGCGGUGAAGUUUUAUCUGAAGCAGGACAUUAUUGGGUUGGAUUUGAUAUCAGUAAAGCCAUGUUAAAUGUUGCUAAAGAAAGACAAGUUGAUGGUGAUAUAAUUUUACACGAUGCUGGUCAAAAUCUGCCAUUUCGUCCAGGAUCCUUUGAAGGAUGUAUAUCUGUAUCUGCUCUGCAAUGGCUCUGCACCUCUAACAAAAAGGAAGAUAAUCCUGUACGUCGCCUCCACACCUUCUUUUCAUCAUUAUAUGCGUGUUUAUCUCGUGGUAGCAAGGCAGUGUUUCAGUUUUAUCCAGAGAAUCCACAACAAAUGGAACUGGUGACAGCUCAGGCAAUGAAGGCUGGUUUCACUGGCGGUAUUGUCGUUGAUUAUCCUAACAGUUCUAAAGCAAAGAAAAUCUUCUUAUGUCUUUUUACUGGUGGUAACUCAGCUACUUUACCCGAGGGUCUUGGACAAGAUGUAGUUGGAAGAGUAAGCAAUGAAGUUCAAUUCUCCAGCAAGCGAGCAAGACUAGCAAAGCCACAAUGGGGAAAAGCACCAAAGAAAAGCAAAGAAUGGAUUGAAUUAAAGAAAGAUAGAAGACGCCGUCAGGGCAAAGAAACGAGACAUGAGUCAAAGUAUACUGGACGAAAACGUCGACCUGUGUUUUAAAUGAUUUCAAAGUCAUUGUACAAUAUAUACAUGGAAAUUUAGCCUCAUUUGUUUAUGACUGAAAUAAAAUUUACGAAGACAAAUUAAUUUUGUUCUUGAGCAUAUUUGGUCGGUUUUUCGAAAAUCGAAAAAAUUAAUCAAAAUUUGCAAAAUCGUAAAGGGCCAAAAGGUACCCUUACCAUUUUGGCCAAAAUUGACGAUUUUCGAAAAUUUUCCAAAAUCUCUUAAUAUCCCGAAAAUGGCUUCAAAUAUUUACUAAGACAAACUAAUUUUGUUCUUGAGGAUAUUUGGUAGGUUUUUCAAAAAUUGAAAAAUUUAUCAAAAUCCUAAAGGGCCAAAGUACCCUUAGCAUUUUGGGCAAAAUUGACGAUUUUUGAAAAUUUUCAAAAAUGUCUUAAUAUGCUGAAAAUGGCUUUUAAUAUUUACUAAGACAAAUUUAUUUCGCCCUUGAGCAUAUUCGGUAGGUUUUUCGAAAAUUGAAAAAUUCAUCAAAAUUGGCCAAAAUCGUAAAGGGCCAAAGAUACUCUUACCAUUUUUGCCAAAAUUGAUGAUUUUCGAAAAUAUUCAAAAAUGUCUUAAUGUGCUGAAAAUGGCUUCAAAUAUUUACUAAGACAAAUUAAUUUUGUUCUUGAGCAUAUUUGGUAGGUUUUUCGAAAAUUGAAAAAUUCAUCAAAAUUGGCAAAAUCGUAAAGGGCCAAAAGGUACCCUAAGCAUUUAGGCCAAAAUUGACGAUUUUCGAAAAUUUUCAAAAAUGUCUUAAGACGUUGGUCUCUAUUUAUAGUCCAAAGGUUCAAAUAUUAGAUUAGCGUAUUUUAUAUUCCACGAACGGGCUAGACGAAGCGGCGACGAACAGUCUUGAAAUAAAUAUUCAAUAUCUGUAUAACUGGAUAUUUGCUUCAAUUGCAAUUUCAGAUGUAAUCUACGAGACUAUCACGGAGGUGCAUGCUUGUUACCUCAAGACUAUACGCGUUAUACACAUUGAAAUACAUUCUCAAUUUUUGUACUUUUUUCUUUUAAACCUAUUUUGAAAUGCAUUGUUAACUUUUGUACUUUACUUU